This is a messenger RNA of Rhizopus microsporus ATCC 52813, 581 nucleotides long. RefSeq lists its product as uncharacterized. Bases 149 to 409 code for a protein of 86 amino acids. The record is from RefSeq and is a predicted model, not a curated record. The transcript has a single exon. NCBI's taxonomy places the organism in Eukaryota, Fungi, Mucoromycota, Mucoromycetes, Mucorales, Rhizopodaceae.
CAUAGCAAAAAGAAAUUAGGUCGUUUUAAAAGAGGUCGAAAGAGAAUCUCUUUCAUACCUUGGUAGUUUACGAGUGACAAGCUAAAUACAUUUUUUUUACUUGUACAGUCUCGAAGAUUUGCAAAACUUGCCACAGCAAAAAGGAAAAAUGUCCCUUAAUAGUAUAUAUACAGAUGGGUUCACAUGCAGAGCACCAUUCUGCGAGGCUUCUGAUGGCGAUUUUGUCUCUCUGGAAUUGAAUGAUUUCAACAAAGAAGAUAUCAAGAAAUAUUUCAGGCCGUGUACUGUAGAUCCCAAUAGGAUUGAUGUAUUUGUGUCACUCCAUGGAAAUAAUGGCAUUCGGCGGUUGUCCGCAGCAGAAUACUAUAAUAUGAAUGGAAAUAGAAACCGACAGAAAAUAGAAGAAUAGCGGAAAGAAGAAUUAAACAUAAAGAUUGAAAUAGAAAUUCCAACCCCUAAAACCGUUUCUGUUGACAAAUACCUUUUGCAUAUCUUAUACAUGAUGGAACACAUACAUCCCCUUUUCAGUUUCUAUGGUUUCAAUACUUCAAGAAACAGGUGAAGAAACCAUGUUGGAUCAA